Messenger RNA from Nasonia vitripennis (jewel wasp), 7252 nucleotides. RefSeq names its product J domain-containing protein DDB_G0295729. The record is from RefSeq and is a predicted model, not a curated record. The transcript is spliced from 6 exons. Bases 1143 to 5210 code for a protein of 1355 amino acids. Lineage: Eukaryota; Metazoa; Arthropoda; Insecta; Hymenoptera; Pteromalidae.
GCCCGACUGCUGUGCGUGCGCGAGCUCCUCGUCGCGUUCCCGUACGGCGUACACACACACACACACACACACUCGCUCUCCUCUUCCGUCUGUCAUCGCAGUUGCUACUACUGUCCACCUGUACGUCACGUAGUGUCGUUUGUUGUUGUUGAUAUUUUUUUCUGUUCGCGAGAAGUGUGUCGUGCGGUGUCGUCCUGCGGGCUACUGUGUAUAAACACAGAGAGAUACGUCGCGUUACUGAAGAAGACAGUGGAGUGGAUUUUAACUGUGGGACUUUACUCGUUCAUUGAUCGCGGAGUGAAAGGAUAUACGCGGCGGCGGCGGCGGCGCGCUUUCCACUCGUGUGUACACCUGCUGCCGCCGAGUGUAUUUAUACGCGAGCAGCCACACUGCGGAGUGUGCGGUGCAUCGGCGUCUAGCAGUAGACGCGAGUCUCUCUGGCGCGCGCGAACUUUGACGUUUGUCCGUCCGAGCGCGCGUCGUCUGCUGCGGGAGCUGUGUGUGUCCGUGUGUUUGUAAGCGUUGGGGGGUGAGCGAGCAGACGGAGCGAACGACCUCUGCUCCGACUGCAGGUGCGUCGACUUACGGAGGACAAUCCUGGGGACGAGCGGACGUCCAGACUCGGCCGGGAGCUGCGGAGGAUCUGGAACGCGCACACGCACGCCGAGUGAGAUAAGAAGCGGAAAAGUAGUCCAAGGUUGAGGGUCCGAUAAAUUAUCCGGGAUCUCCCCCUCGAGAAGAGCCUAUGCGAGGGAGAGAGUGAGUGAGUGAGUGAGCGAGAGAGAGAGAGAGAGAGAGAGAGAGGGAGAGAGAGAGAAUCGACGACGACGACGGGGGGAGGCCGAGAAGAGAGAGAGAAAAACGUGCGGAGCGCGCUGAUCGAUAAGCGACGCCGACCCAGCAGCGGCAGCGGCAAGGAUAACAGCCCAUGUAGGGAUGAGAGGAGGCGUCUGCAGGAGGAGAGCCGGGAGCCGCUGGCCAGCUCCGAAUCGACUCGUCCUCUAGUGCUCGCUGCUCCAGCCUCUCCGGGAUCAUGAUCACUUAGGAGCCUAGCGCGGACACAUCCCUCGCAGCGAUCGUCCUUUGUGUGCUACCGUUGUGCGCGCUGAUAAGUACUACACGUGACGCAAAGCGGCCUCGAGAUGAAGGAGCACAAAGAGUCCAAGGAGCAGCAGCAGCAGCAGCAGCAGCAGCAGCAGGUGGACUCGAGCGGCCGAGUGCUCAAGAGCCUGCUGAAGAAGCCGGGCGAGAAGAAGUCCAAGGGCCAGAAGAACCGGGUCGUCAUCAACGAGAAGAACAACGAGUUCUUCGCCGCGGACUACAUAAUCCUCAUCAAGGAGGAGUGCUGCGCCGACUACGAGGAGGAGUGCGACUGCUGCUGCCAGGAGCACGAGAUGAUCAGGCUCGGCAACUGCAAGGAGUGCCGGGCCGAGCUGAACCUCCGCUUCGAGGACGGCGGCGGCGGCGGCGGCGGCGGCGGCGGCAACAACGGCCCUCCCCACCACCAGCUGCUCGGACCCGACGACGAGUGCGACGAGGACGACGAGGACGACGAUGAGGAGCUCGACGAGGAGGACGAGCUCGACGAGAUGGACGAGUGCGAGGACGAGGCGCACUGCGCCGUCAGGCAGGAGGUCCUGCUCCAGGUCAAGCCCGACAAACAGCAGACGACGCCGCAGAGCCGGCGUCACCAGCAGCGCGAGACGCUCAGCCCGCCAGAGGGCUACAAGGACCUCUGCGUCGCCGCGCAGGCCAGACAGGAACUCGAGGACGCCGAGGCCGAGGACGAGGGCCGAGCCGUCUGCGCCGAGUGCGACUACUACCAGCGACAGGCUGCAGAAGCUGCGAACGCGAACUGCAGCGGCGAGGAUGUCUCCGGCAGCGCAGCCACGUCGAGUCUCGCUCAGCGUCAGGAGGACUCGUCGAAAAGCGCCCAACAGCAGCGCAGCGCCUCGCAGGAUCAGCCGAGUUCCGAGGAGGCCGGCAACGUACUCCAAGCGACUAUCGAUCAGGCUCAGCAGACGACGCCAGAUGUGCAGCAGCGAUACCUCGUGGAGACGAUCACGAUGACGACGGUGACGGAGCGUCGGAUCGUCCGGGAGAUCAGCGAGGAGGAAACGUCGAGCCGGGCGGCGAUCGACGAGGCGGACAGCUCGCACCUGAAGUCCCUCGACUCCUCCGACAAGAACUCGACCCCCAACGGCGAGAGCAGCCUCGUCAAGUCCGACGACGCCGGCAACCAGCCCCAGGAGAAGCCAACCGAGCUGUCCCUGGCCUUCAAACUGGGCAGCGUCUCGUCCCUCGUCUCCAACAGUCUCAAGCCCAACUCGGCGGUUCGCCAGCUGUUCCCCGACCCGAGAUUCAUCUCCCCGCCGCCGGCUCCGGUGAAGAGCGUCUCCACGGAUCUGGAGGACUCGGCGCUGGAGGACGCCGUCGACAGCCAGCAGUUCCUCAUCACCCAGGAGAGCCUGCGGCUGUUUGACGCGGUGAAGCAGCGCUCGAAAAUCGGCGCCGGCAGCCGCUCCGACUCGUCCGAGAGCGACUCCUCGAUCAAGCGCACCAUCGAGAGGAACGCCCUGAGGCGCAGCCUGAUCUGCAAGUACGAGGCCGGCAGCGGUGGCGGCGGCACCCUCAAGAAGAAGAACCUGCGCAGCAAGGACCUCACCCUGGAGGAGCGCAUCCGACAGCUGACCUGCGUCGACGAGGACGAGGACACGGCCGACAGCAGCGCCUCCGAGAACAACAACACCGGCAGAAUCAAUGCCCAGAACAACAACAACAACAACAACAAUAACAACAACAGCAGCAGCAGCAGCAGCAGCAACAGCAACAGCAAUAACAACAACGCGCUUGUGAACGGCCUCAUGGGCAGGUCGAUCGGCGAGGGUAACGAGGACCAGGCGCACCAGCUGCCCGUGAGGACGUCGCCGUCCGGCGAGGAGAGGCCCAAGAGCAGCCACGUCGUCCAGUCGCACCAUCAUCACCACCACUCGAGCAAUCUGGCCUACAGGAAGAUCACGGAUCUGUUCGGGCAGAAGAAGAGCAGCAGCGGCAGCAGCAGCGGUAGCAGUAAUAACAGCGGGCAGGAGUUGAACCUGCCGGAUAUCGGGCUCGGGGGCAAGCACGCGAUGAACAUGAAGCCGCCGUCGGGCGCCAAAGUCAACAACGAGGCGAGGAAACAAUUCCUGGCCAGCCUUGCGCCGCUGUCGUGCGUUUCUGCCAGUGGCGUUGACGGUCGUGAGGAUUAUUACAGGAUGCCGGCGAAGAUGAACUCGACCGACCGGAACUCGAUCUACUCCGAGUCCUCCUACAGCCUGGAAGACAUCGAGCACGCGCUGAACGACGGCAUCCCGGCGCCCCCGGACGUAACCCGAGGUACGCCCACCUCUUCCGGUCCCUCGAUGGACGCUUUCGGGGGCGAUCCCACGGACGAGCUUCUGGCUUUCGUCGAGCAGGACAAGUCUCGAACGGAGCGGAUCAAGCGCCGCUACGACGUCGACGACCAGCAACAGCAGCAACAGCAGCAUCAGCAGAAGAACGACUCGAACGCCCUGAGCAUCGAGAUUCCGAAGAACGUGAUCAACCUCAACAACGCCGGCGACGACGACGACGACGACGACGAGCUCAACGACUACGGCUUCAACCGGCGCCCGUCGGUCCGGGGUAUCAAGGCCCAGUUCGAGACCACCAACGAGAUCGUCCGUCAACUUCGAACCCGCAGCGCAGCCGCGAACUCCCUGCCCGAGGCCUGCAGGCUCAGUUUCUCCGGCACAGGCGUUCCCUCCUCGUGUGCGGCUAACGUACCCCACGAGGACGAGCUCGCCGCCAGCUCGUCGUCCUCGUCGGACGUCUACAGGGUGACCUACACCAACGAGGUCGCCCCGGACCCCAACACCAUCAGCCGCAUCAACACGAUGCAGCGGCAGAUCAACGACAUCUAUCAGAGCAUCGCCGAGGGCGGUGCCCUUCUGGACCAAACGCAGCAGCGACCCGUAGCCGCCGCUUCGCUGUCCUACCUCGAGAGCACGUUUCCCCGGAGUCUGCCCCAGCAGCAGGACGUUCAGCGCAACGGUCUUCAGAGCGGGACGCUCUUGAACCCGGCUCGCAUGCUCAGAAUCGCUGGAGGCGCGACGGACGUCGCAUCUGCUGGAGUCUACAGCACACUCCCCAGGAAUCACAGGACUCCGUCGUACAGCACGGGGUACUCGGCCGGGGUGGUACCGGUCAGCCCAGCCGCGGUCAAUGCUGCGGCGGCAGCGGCGGCUACUGCUGCUGGUGCCAAGUGCUACAGAACCAUGUACUUCGUGCCCUACAACGGACUCAGCGACCCGACCUACCAGAACAUCCAGAGGAUACUACCGCCACACUCGUCGCCCACGAAUUACGCGGAACACCUCGAGAGGUAUCCUUAUCCACGGAACGGAAGGAUAGAGCAGCAGCAGCAGCAGCAGCAGCCGAGAUACUACGUGAGGCCCGCGACGAUACCGGCCACUUCGAGCGCGGCGCUUCACCUUCACCUCCAUCAGAGCGAGGAGUUCCAAGUGGCAGCGGCGGCUCGUAGUCAAACUCUGCCUCACGGAUCCGUCGUCCAUCCGAUGCACGUCCAGCAACAGGUGCAGCAGCAGCAGCAGCAGCAGCAGCAGCAGCAGCAGCAGCAGCAGCAACAGCAGCAACAGCAACAGCAACAGCAGAACUACGUGCAGACGCUGUCGGGAGCGACGUAUUCGAUCUGCCCGCCACCGCCGCCCUCGUCCGCCACUGCGACCUACACUUAUCAGAUGCAGAUACAGGGUCGUCUCUCCUCUUCGGACAUGCAAACCCAGACGAGCUGCGCUCCAGCCUCCCAGAUAACCAGCGGUCUGCUCAGUAGUGCGAGUCUUCUGGCGAACUCCUCGAUCCCGGGCAGCAUCAGUAGCGGCACAUCCUCACUGCUGUCCUCCCCAACGAAGCAUCCACCCCAGCAACAUCACACCGGUAGUCUCCAGCGUGGCUCGAGCUGUAGCGUAGCCGAACGCGGUGUCCCCGAAGGAGCAGCUAGUGCCCCGUCCCACGAUUACGUCGUUUGUCCCGCAGUCCCUUCCAGCGCUGGUCUACUCGCCACCACGACUCAAAGUGCCGCGAGUAUCGCUGCUUCGUUCGUGACGAACGACACCAAUGGGGGACCGAUUGUCGACGCGCAGAAUCCGGUUUAUUACGCGAUGAACGUCUGAGAGGAGUUUUACUCGUUGCACGACGAGAGGGAACUCAUCAAGUGCGACCUCAUGUAAGUGCGGGGAAAGAUACGCGAUGAUUUUUCGAAAAUGAAUCGAAAUUUUUUACGAAACUUGGUGUAAUGAAUUAAAUACGCAGAUCUAAUUGGUGUUAUCAUUCCCGAUAUGAUGUGUUACGUGUAGAAAACGCUCCGAUGCAGACUCUGCAGACGUGGAGUAUGUAUUGUGGCUAAUACGUGCUAAUGGAAAUUUAACAUUGGAAUUAGAUGAUUAUUAUUGCAGUGUUGUUCGUCCGGUACUUAUACCCACGCAUAAUAUAUGAGGUUGCGCGCUCUGAUGCGUUUGCUUCUCUCCGUGCGAGCGAGGAAACUCUCUCAAAGAGGCUUAAAUAGCUUGAUUAGAUUUUGGAGGACUUUCGCGGGAGGAUUUGUAAAGGAUUUGCUUGAGACGAGGAUUAAACGCUUCACUUAUAUCAUCGGUUGGGAAUUCGUAUGAUUCUUUUACACAUAUCGCUUUUAUUUGCGAAGAUUUCAAAUUUAUUAUCGAGUUUUUUCCCGCGCUUCGAUCGUUUUACUGUGAAAAAUCAUACAAACAUCUUAACGUUUGCCAUUUCAUUGAGUUGAGAACUUAAGCUUACUUGUCGACAGUUUUAAGAUCAAGUGUUUUAAGUUGACGAAGAGACUUGAACGGCAUUUUAUACUCACAUUGUAUAAAACAAAGUCCAUCCCGAGAAUUAGAUUUUGAAUAUCUUUCGGAAAAUGAAGUCGACGUCAUCAAUUUUGUACUAGCGAAUCCUUUGUUUCAUUAAAAAUCCGAAAGCCACGAAAAGUGCGAAAAUCUCGCAGUAUUAAAACGUAGUAUUUUGUAAAAACUAAGAUGCGACAGAAAUGAGUGAACAAUGUUUCAGAUACACGCCAAAGAUACACCGGAGAGUAGUACGAUAAGAGAGGCUGUAAAAAGCUAUGAUAUAUCACAAAAGAAACUUUGUUCGUGGUGGUAGUGUGUAUAAAUGAGAAAAAAAACUUACUUACGCCAAAAAUAAGCGAAAUAUUCAUUAGUAGAAACUAUUAAGGGAUGAAUUUAUAUACACUCGUGGGAGAAAGACUAGAUGUUCUCACCUCCCGUCUUGAUUCUUCAGCCAAAAAGACGAAAGAAAAAACAAGGUGUAUAUCGAGUCACUAGUGAAAUUUUCUUCGUUAUGCGGCGCAAUGUCGCGGUAGUAUUUUCUCGUCUCAUUCUUGAAAAUUAUUCUAGGAUAUUCUAUUUAUCGAGUAGAGGAUUUAUAUGCACAAAUGUAAAACAAGGCGUAUGCGAAGUUUAUCGUGCGUUUUCCGUUCUACUUUCCAGCGAGUAUGUAUACGUGUAUUUGUUAUUUAGGUUAAAAAAAUCGAGCCCUUCUCACCGAAGAACACAUGCGAGCGAGUUUAUUUUGAUGAUGAGAUGAUAUGUUUUCCAACAUUGUGGGAAAGUUUUGAGCAAUUUCCCCAAGAUCUCAAAGUAAUUGAACAUUGAUAGACGAAUUCUCUAAUUUUUUAACAGAGACAUUUCUAGCUUUGUAACUGAACUAUGAAUUUAUCAUUUAUAUAGUACUUCCUAUUCCUCAUGGAAACACGACUGAUUUGAUGCUGAAGGACUUGAUCGUUUAAUGUUUGGAAGAAUUAGAGUUUUGUCGUAGAUAAUUUUUCUAUCAAUGCAGACGGAGAAUUGCUCGAAGCGUUGUUUAUUAUUAAUGAAAAAUCUUUAUUCAUUGACGAAUUGUUUUUUAAAUGAACGACGAUUACAAAUAUCAAGGUGUCAACCAAAGUUGCGAGUUAGUAUUAACUGCUGUUGUGAUAUUAUUUUGAGUCGUUUGUAACGUAGAAUUUUAUAAUAAUUUAUUUUUUUUUUGUUCUCCCUACAUCUCCUUUAUUUUCUAUACAUAACGUAAUGUGUAAAUAUUAACAUUUGAGACAGCGAGCCGCUCCACUUUACGACGUGUGUUAUACUCACCACGUUCAAAGUGCAGUCAUUAAGUUUAACGGUAAUAAUAUUACAAACGUCGA